Thyridium curvatum is the source of this 1083-nucleotide messenger RNA. RefSeq lists its product as uncharacterized. The transcript has a single exon. Lineage: Eukaryota; Fungi; Ascomycota; Sordariomycetes; Thyridiales; Thyridiaceae. The coding region runs from base 1 to 1083 and encodes 360 amino acids. The record is from RefSeq and is a predicted model, not a curated record.
AUGUCAGGCGGCUCUCAGAUCGAGGGCGACGCGGUCUUCGCCGUUGACGACGAUGACAAUUCUGACACUGUCCAAUCGAGGUACAUGUCCGACGCAAACAAGCAGGCCGCGUUUGAGCACUUGGAUGGUAAGAAUUGCAUCUUUGCAUCCUCCUUUCCUGACUCCAUGGACGACUACCUCACGAGAGGGGACCUCGCUAAUAGUUCUGAUGCAAUGAAAGACCCCUCGACCUCUGAUCUCUUCAAGGGGAAGUUGAAGCCGUCUCAUGAGGGACCUGAAGAACAACAUGAAGCCAAGCGGAGGCGAAUCCUUCUCGAGUCUCACCGUGCCCCGGCGGAGAAGUCCCACGCUAUGCAGAGCACCGUUGGCCAACCAGCAGACUCUGAAGAGAAAAACCACCACCAGUCCCUGGCUCUUCCCAAUGUUGGCCACAACAACGUUGGUGGCACCCCAUUGGAGCUACUGGGACAUGCCAACAAGGACCAGCAACUCCCCACUGUUGGCCCAGCAUCUACACAAAGCUCUCUUCACAGUAUCGGCCUCGAAAACUGUACCGUCCUCCCGUCGGGGAUAUUGCGAAGGGUCAACAAGGACCGAGAAGAUCAGCAAGCCCCCUCUGUUAGACCAAUGCCUACGCAAAGUUUUGCUUCAAACAGAAGCCAGAGGAGCUUUGAUGCCCCAGCUGCAAUGCGACACCGCAUUGUCUCACUCUCUCCACGAGAGCUCCCGCCUCACAAGAACGGGCUCGGUGGCCAAGGAACCCGCCGUGUUGUCAGCAAUCCUGCCGUUGCCCAACAAGCCUCGCGAUCUCAAGAAUAUCAACAACAGCCACAGUCCACGCAGCAGGCACAACAGCUGCCCCAGGAGCGACAGCAACAUCUCCAGUCACCGUACUGUUUUCCAGUCCAAUUCCAAGUCGAGGUCAGCAGGACUCAUCGCGACAAAAUCAUCAGCAUCGCCAAAGAGGAGGAGGCAGGAAAGCUGACCUUGACCACCAUCAAGACGCUCUACAAGGCUUCGCCCUGGGAGAAAGCAACGCAAGGACCACUCUUUUGGGCGGACAUGGAACCAGCGAGUAGCUAA